AUGGGCACCCGGGGCCUGUCCUGUGGGGGCACCGUGUCCCGUGCCCGGACCAUCCUCAGGUGGGAGCACCUGUCCUCUCACCUGUGCUCUCGCCUCCUGCCUGGCUGUGCCGUGCUGCCCAGGGUGACCCCACCUCCUGGGACCUCAUUGGCCAAAGACCCCUUGAUAGAUGGAACCACCUUCGAGGUCAACUUCAGUCAUAACUGGGAGAAAAAAACACACCUGUGCUACGAGGUGGAGGUCCGGGAGGAGGACACCUGGGUCCCAGUGGAGGAGCUCCAGGGCUUCCUGCGCAACCAGGGUGCUGACACACACUGGGAACGCAGUCAUGCAGAGUUGUGCUUCCUGGAUCAGGUCCUUUUUUGGAACCUGGAUGGAUGGAAGAAGUACAGACUCACCUGCUAUAUCUCCUGGAGCCCCUGCCCUGUCUGUGCUCUGGAGCUGGUUUAAUUCCUGCGCAAGAACAGCCACGUGAGGCUGUGCAUCUUCGCUGCUCACAUCUACACCUUUGUCAGUGGACAUGAGGAUGGGCUGAGCAAGCUGUGGGACGCUGGGGCCCAACCGGCCAUCAUGACCCACGAUGAGCUCCAGCACUGCUGGGAAAAAAUCAUGGACAACCAGGGCCAGCCAUUCAGGCCCUGUCCUACCCUGGUAGAACACAUUGGAAGCGAAUCUCAGGAGCUGAAGGACAUUCUCAGGAAUCAGGGAAUCUGA
Myotis myotis is the source of this 714-nucleotide messenger RNA. RefSeq names its product DNA dC->dU-editing enzyme APOBEC-3G-like. NCBI's taxonomy places the organism in Eukaryota, Metazoa, Chordata, Mammalia, Chiroptera, Vespertilionidae. Gene Ontology annotation, cellular component: cytoplasm; P-body; nucleus. Gene Ontology annotation, biological process: defense response to virus; cytidine to uridine editing; negative regulation of single stranded viral RNA replication via double stranded DNA intermediate. The record is from RefSeq and is a predicted model, not a curated record. The transcript has 5 exons. Gene Ontology annotation, molecular function: zinc ion binding; RNA binding; cytidine deaminase activity.